Podarcis raffonei (Aeolian wall lizard) is the source of this 6064-nucleotide messenger RNA. RefSeq names its product transient receptor potential cation channel subfamily C member 7 (gene TRPC7). Gene Ontology annotation, biological process: regulation of cytosolic calcium ion concentration; manganese ion transport; calcium ion transmembrane transport. The transcript is spliced from 13 exons. Bases 354 to 2939 code for a protein of 861 amino acids. Lineage: Eukaryota; Metazoa; Chordata; Lepidosauria; Squamata; Lacertidae. The record is from RefSeq and is a predicted model, not a curated record. Gene Ontology annotation, molecular function: inositol 1,4,5 trisphosphate binding; store-operated calcium channel activity; protein binding. Gene Ontology annotation, cellular component: membrane; cation channel complex.
CAAGAAGAGAAGGAAACCACACAUCAGCCAGGCACGGUUAAAUCCCUAAGGUUCCCUGGGAAAUUUCCUCCGUCGAGCGAAGGUGGUAGCAAUGUUGCAGUUUAUCCGUAGCUCAGCGUACUAUUGCUGCACGAGGGACAGAGCCGCUCAACCUUGCAGCUUCUGCCUCUGAAGGGUCCCGCUUGCCCAGAUUAAAUAACAUUUUCAGCACCACGGACAGAGAUUCGCCGACCUGAGUGACAAGCAUGGAGCUCGCUGAGCCUGCCGUUCAACCUUGGACUUCAGACAUCUAGAGGGGAAAGGAUCCCACGCCUCGGAUGAUAAAUGCUUGAAAAACCACAUAUCUGAAAAUCAUGCAUCGACGGCACACCACCCUCCGGGAGAAAGGGCGGAGGCAGGCCACCCGAGGCCCAGCCUACAUGUUCAAUGAGAAAGGCACCAGCUUGACACCUGAGGAAGAGCGCUUCUUGGAUUCAGCAGAAUAUGGGAACAUCCCGGUGGUACGGAAAAUGCUGGAGGAAUCCAAAACUUUGAACUUCAACUGUGUUGAUUACAUGGGACAAAAUGCUCUGCAGCUUGCAGUGGGCAAUGAACACCUGGAAGUCACUGAACUCCUUCUGAAGAAGGAGAAUCUGGCUCGCGUUGGGGAUGCACUCUUGUUAGCCAUCAGCAAAGGAUAUGUGCGUAUUGUGGAAGCAAUAUUGAACCACCCGGCCUUUGCACAGGGACAACGUCUCACUCUCAGCCCCCUCGAGCAAGAGCUACGAGACGACGAUUUUUACGCUUAUGAUGAAGAUGGAACGCGCUUUUCCCAUGACAUUACUCCUAUCAUACUUGCUGCUCAUUGCCAGGAAUAUGAAAUUGUUCAUAUAUUGCUGCUGAAAGGGGCACGGAUAGAAAGGCCCCACGACUACUUCUGUAAGUGCAAUGAAUGCUUUGAGAAGCAAAGGAAAGAUUCCUUCAGUCAUUCGCGAUCGAGGAUGAAUGCCUACAAAGGAUUAGCAAGUGCCGCUUAUUUGGCUCUUUCUAGUGAAGACCCUGUUCUUACCGCUUUAGAGCUAAGCAACGAACUGGCAAGACUAGCCAACAUUGAGACAGAAUUUAAGAAUGAUUAUAGGAAGUUAUCUAUGCAAUGCAAGGAUUUUGUGGUGGGUGUGCUGGAUCUCUGCAGGGACACAGAAGAAGUGGAGGCUAUUCUGAAUGGAGAUGUGAACAUGCAAACAUGGACUGAGCAUCAUCGUCCAAGUCUGAGCAGAAUCAAGCUGGCCAUUAAAUACGAGGUCAAAAAGUUUGUUGCCCAUCCCAACUGUCAGCAGCAGUUGCUCACCAUGUGGUACGAAAACCUCUCAGGCUUACGCCAGCAGUCCAUUGCUGUGAAAUUCUUGGCUGUUUUCGGAGUCUCCAUCGGCCUUCCAUUCCUUGCCAUAGCAUAUUGGAUCGCUCCCUGCAGCAAGCUGGGACAGACACUCCGGAGCCCCUUCAUGAAGUUUGUGGCACACGCCGUUUCUUUCACCAUUUUCCUUGGACUCUUAGUAGUGAACGCCUCAGACCGAUUUGAAGGAGUCAAGCUGCUACCCAAUGAAACUGCCAUGGAUCAUCCUAAACAAAUAUUUAGAGUAAAAACAACACAGUUCUCAUGGACAGAAAUGCUCAUCAUGAAAUGGGUUCUGGGUAUGAUAUGGUCCGAAUGCAAAGAAAUCUGGGAAGAAGGCCCCCGGGAAUACGUCAUGCAUCUUUGGAACCUGUUGGAUUUUGGGAUGCUUUCGAUCUUUGUAGCUUCUUUCACUGCCAGAUUCAUGGCUUUUCUCAAGGCAUCAGAAGCACAACAAUACGUGGACCUGUAUGUUCCCGUUGAUGACCUCAAUAAUGUCACCCUUCCUCCUCAGGUUGCCUACUUCACAUAUGCCAGGAGCAAGUGGCUUCCCUCAGAUCCUCAGAUCAUAUCAGAAGGACUAUAUGCAAUUGCAGUGGUACUCAGCUUCUCCCGGAUUGCAUACAUCCUCCCUGCCAAUGAAAGUUUUGGUCCUCUCCAGAUCUCUUUGGGAAGGACUGUGAAAGACAUCUUCAAAUUCAUGGUUAUUUUCAUCAUGGUGUUUCUCGCCUUCAUGAUUGGAAUGUUCAACCUUUACUCCUACUACCUUGGUGCAAAAUAUAACCCAGCAUUCACGACGGUAGAAGAAAGUUUUAAAACCUUAUUCUGGUCCAUAUUUGGUUUGUCUGAGGUAAUAUCAGUGGUGCUGAAGUACGACCACAAGUUUAUUGAGAACAUUGGAUAUGUCCUCUAUGGAGUUUAUAACGUCACCAUGGUGGUUGUGCUCCUCAACAUGUUAAUAGCCAUGAUCAACAAUUCCUAUCAGGAAAUUGAGGAGGAUGCAGAUGUGGAAUGGAAGUUUGCACGUGCCAAGCUUUGGCUUUCAUAUUUUGACGAGGGAAGGACUCUACCUGCUCCUUUUAACCUAGUGCCAAGCCCUAAGUCGUUUUAUUAUCUCAUAAUGAGAAUUAAAAUGUGCCUCAUAAAACUCUGCAAAUCCAAGGCCAAAAACUGUGAAAAUGAUCUCGAGAUGGGCAUGCUGAAUUCCAAGCUAAGGAAAGUCCGUUUCGAGUCCAGUACUCAAAAUUCAGACUUUACUGUGAAGAAUGCCUACAACAAGCCCACAAGAUACCAGGUGGCAACACUCCUUCCCAAUGGAUUCUACCAUCAUGGUCAUCUCCAGCACAUAAAAAUAAUGAAGAGACUUAUUAAACGAUAUGUCCUAAAGGCUCAGGUGGAUCGAGAGAAUGAUGAAGUUAAUGAAGGAGAACUUAAGGAGAUUAAGCAAGACAUUUCAAGUCUCCGCUAUGAGCUUCUCGAAGAAAAGUCACAAGCAACAGGAGAGUUGGCAAGUCUAAUACAGCAACUAAGCGACAAGUUUGGAAAGAGUUUAAAUAAGGACAUUUGAGGGCAGACAAAUGAAAAAAACAAAACUUUUUUUUAUUUCAACCAGCAUUCUAAAGGAGCAAAAACUGUGCAAGAGAGGAGCAUCGAAAACUGUAUCUUUUGCAGAUUAUUAAUUGUUUUAUGGGGACUGUGCAUUUGUUUGGUUUAUUGGGUGAAGCCAAUGAUCAAUUAAUUCCUUUAUGAUAUAAAGGUGACAUUUUCGUAUAAAAUCAAGCCUUUUGACAUCAGAUAUAGAUGCAUAAACUUGAGAAGAUAAGCUUGGUUGUUCUAGAUACCCAAAGCAACUUUUGAAAACCGGAUACAAGCCAGGUCCUCCAUUGCGAUGUGUCAGCAUACGUUGAAUGGGGAUCGGACGCAUCAGGAGGAAACAAGAGUAAAAGAAGGUGCCAAAAAAAGGUGUUUGACAAAACUGAGAUAUUUUACAUGAGUGUCCCUAAUGGGCUGCAAAGUCUUCAAGUUCAAAUCUCACCCCAGGGCAGAGCUGCAUUUUAUCUUGGCAGACACAGGUUCCAAAACUCCUUAUUUGCUGAGAUAACAUGACUGGUGUGGGAAGGUAAGUGUGUAGCUCUUCUGCACCCACCAAUUCUCCUCUGUGCCAUUUGUUUUUCUCCCCGCAGCAGGCGUUAGUUCAAGUUGAAGCCUGGCUAUAGGAUGGAAAAUGGUAUAAAACAACAUGGGAUAGGGUGUGAAUAAGAGAAGCGGGGAAAGGUGCAAUACAUCCAAUGACUGCCAGUACUACCUAGACAUUACCUUUCCAUUGCAGCCUACUAAUGUAGCUCUGCCUCCUACCUGACCUCUGGCUGGCUGAGCUGCUACACCAUACAGAGAUGGAGUGGGGCGAGGCAGUAAGGCUGUGUAAAUGCACCAGUGGAGCCAAUCCUGACAGCGUGUUUGCACCACAGUGACUUUGCCACCACUGUACCCUUCCCCAUCUCCUGGGACACUGCAGCAGCUCAGCCAGAAAGUGGCCGGGUAAGUAGCAUAGCCUUAGCACCCAUACACUGCUGCUCUUCAGUUGUACAUGCAUGCAGAAUUGCCGUUGAAUUUCCAUACUUAGGGGCAUAUAUCCAUCCAUGCAGGCAGGGAAGGGGUGGUUCUGAACAUGCCUCGUUGCUUAUCUGUUUCCAGUCAACUCUUUCAAUUGUGCCAAAAGGCACUUUUUUCUCUUGAGGUACCAUAGCCCAAUCAACUGAGAAACCAUUUUUGCAAUAUGUCUGCUCCCCCUUUCAGGUACAGCGGCAUUGCGGGAUGGCAGAGGCUCCUCCAAGGCCCCAAUGAGGGAAUCACAGCAUCGGAGCACCAUCCAGAUAGGGGGUGGGCACAUGUGCCCCCUAUCAGAAGCCAGAUCCUAGCCUGCAUCCCAGAUUGGCAAAUGGGGAUGCAGGCUAAGACACGGGCUAGGCCAGGUGGUGGAGCCAAUGGAGCAGCAAGGCUUCCCUCAUGUCCACUCCCUGGCCAUUCAAACAGUCCUCACCUGGGCCCCUACCUGCUUUUCCCUCGUUGGGAUGCUGUGAGGUUUCUACCCCAGCUGAUAAAGGGCAGUGGGGAAGCAGUGGGUUUUGUUCCUGCUUCCUUCCUUUCACCUUUCUUUGUAUCUGGGUGAAACUGGAGGGCAGCAGCAUCAGUGAAAGAAUUUCCCCUCAGCCAGUGAGCUUGCUGAGACUAAAGGACAUGGCAGCACAAGAGAAAGAGCUCCGUAUCUUCAUUUCACCCAGUUUCUGUAGGCUGUAUCAACAGUGGUGCAACUAUAGAAGGAAACAAAGGGCUUCUUGUUUGUACUGCCACCUGGCCCAGAGUAGCAAGUUGUAUUGGAAGAGAGGCACCUGGGACAUAGGGAAAUGCUUUGGCUUACAUAACAAAGUCAUGUGUCUAUCAUGGUGUGGAGUUUUGAUUGGCCAUGCACAGGGCCACUGGCCCAAGACAUUUUGCUGCCGGAGACAAAGAUUGGGGUGUUUAUUAUUAUAUCCCACCUUUCCCCAAAAGAGUUCAAGGUGGCAUCCACACUUCUCCUUCAUUCCAUUUUAUCCUCACAACAACCCAGUGAAGUGGCUUAGGCUGAGAGAUAGUAACUGGCCAAAACUCACCCAAUGGGCUUCAUGGCUGAGUGAGGAUUUGAAUCCUCGCCUCCCAGAUCCUAGUCCAGCACUCUAAGGUGUAUAUAUCAAAAGUGGUUUCAGUCAGCAAUAGUUAAUGUGGUGCCUUCCAGAAGCUUUGGACUGCAAAUUAAUAAAUAAAAGCUCCCAAUCAUCCCAGUUAGCAUGGCCGGUGGCCAGGGAAGAUGGGUGUUGUAAUUCAAAUCUUCUGGAGGGCCUCUGGCCUAAGUUAUUCAGUCUGUGAAAGGAACAUGGUGAGUGUAACCCAUACACACGUACUUGGAAGUGAACUCUAUGAAACUUAGCGAGACCAGCUUCAAAAUCAACAUGCCUACUAUUGAGCAAGUCUUGAAUAGAAAGCCAUAGAAUAAAUGUGAGCUUGUGAAAAUUGCCGUCAAAGAAUCAUAAAUCAGCAGCACCUCUGAUCGCAUCAUGAUCCCCAUCAGACAUUCCAACAAAAUGUGAAAUUUCUUAGCAAAGCAGUUUGUUUGCUGCAAUUUCUUCAGUUCAAAAGGUGGUUUGUUUGUUUUUCAAAAUUAAAUGUUUACAGUCCUCAGUAGUGGCAUCUUCAUACUGCACUUUUCCAAGUGGAAGUAAGUAUUAAUUAAACCACAUUCUUGGAACUGGUAACUCAGCUGCUUGUUUCUUUGAUGGCAGAAAUAUGAUUUCAGCUGGUCAAAGCACACCUUGCUACUAUAUGGUACCAGAAAGCUGUACUAUUUGUUUACAAGAUGCACCUAUACAAUUACAUUAGAUUUCAGCUAAUAAUAAUGAUUAAUAAUAAGCAGAACCUGAAGGUGACCUGUGACCUGUUUUUAAGUGCCAGAUGAGAACACAGAUAGCCUAAUAGAUUAAUAGCUAUAUUUGUUUAAAAAAAAUAAAAAAAUAAAAAAUGUGUACUGUAGGCAUAACUGUUUAGAGAGAGACAAAAAAAAUCAAAUAAUGUAUUUUUACCUUUAAUAAUUUUAUCUUGUAUACUGUAAUAUUUUUAUCUAAAACAACGACAACAAAAAUAAAAUUACCUCAGAAUAUU